AUGUUGAUGCAGAAUCUGGAAGAUUUUGAAGAUGCUGACGAACCAGUCACUGUGCUAACAGAAGGGCUUUACCGACGUGACUCGACUGAGUAUAACGACGAGAACCAAUGGGAUCUCGUCGGAAAUGGAGGAGCAACUACAAGAUCAGGCACUUUGAGGAGGAACGGUGUGAUAAUGUUUAAUUACACACAAGCAUCUCUAGCCAUUGGCCCUAACCGAUUCUACAAGAGAACGAUAAGGAGGAAGGGCGCUUGGCAACUCUAUACGCUAGUUCACUAUACCACAGCAGCAAUAAACGGAGAGAGACCGCAAUUUACCUGUCUGAUGCAAACAGCAACUCUUGGUGACUGUUGUUUGAUGUCCUCUUCAAAUAAACAGUGUAUUUCUUCACCCAAUUCGUUCUUUCUUCACCCUUUAAAAACUAUGAGGAACAAUUGUUUGCUAUUACGUCACAUAGUUUGCUACAGUUUCUGUGAUGCAGAACAAAUCAUGGCUUUGUAA
Molecule: messenger RNA, 501 nt
Organism: Arabis nemorensis
Lineage: Eukaryota; Viridiplantae; Streptophyta; Magnoliopsida; Brassicales; Brassicaceae
Source: the annotation of a GenBank genome assembly